Messenger RNA from Danaus plexippus (monarch butterfly), 2493 nucleotides. RefSeq lists its product as uncharacterized. Gene Ontology annotation, molecular function: monocarboxylic acid transmembrane transporter activity. The coding region runs from base 187 to 2463 and encodes 758 amino acids. NCBI's taxonomy places the organism in Eukaryota, Metazoa, Arthropoda, Insecta, Lepidoptera, Nymphalidae. Gene Ontology annotation, biological process: monocarboxylic acid transport; transmembrane transport. The transcript is spliced from 6 exons. The record is from RefSeq and is a predicted model, not a curated record.
CAUUCUCCGACACCGUACAAAUAUCUUCAUUCUUCAGUAGUCACUGGUCAGUACAGAUACAGUCGUUGAAGUGUUAGCACGCGUUAUGAGAAGGCCGAACAACGAAAACAGUAAUCAACACGCAAAAAUAAACAUACUGUUAUGUAAUUUGUUAAUAUAUAUUUAUUGUGAGACUGUUGUAACAAAAUGGUGGGUAACGAAAUGAAUGGACAGAGUCUAAAGGACAUUAACAAAAUAAACUCCUUGAAGUUAGAGGAGGUUAAGAGCAAGGAGGUCGUGCAUUACGCUAAGGAUGAUUCGGUUCAAGGUGAGAGAGUGAAGUUCGAGGGUUUGGAUGGAGACAGUAUACUGUCGGUGGACGCGAGGAGUGAAGGCCUGCCGCCGAUACCGGACGGGGGGUGGGGCUGGGUGGUGGUCUUCGCAGCUUUCCUGACCUCGGCCUGCGCUGACGGUCUAGCGUACUCCUUUGGCAUAUUACAUGAAGAAUUCAUAGCUACCUUCAAUGAAUCCCAGUCGAAGACGUCUCUGAUCGGCAGCUUGUUCAUAUCGAUACCCUUGAUAUCUGGACCCGUCAUGAGUGCUUUAGUUGACAGGUAUGGAUGCCGAAUAAUGACCAUGGCUGCUGGCGUCAUAGCCACACUUGGAUUUCUUUUAGCUGCGUUUUGUAAUUCAGUGGAGAUGCUCUGUCUCACUCUGGGUGUUGUGAGCGGUUUGGCGAUGGGAAUCUUUUAUGUUACGUCAGUCGUGGCCGUUGCAUUUUGGUUUGAUAAAAGGAGAACCCUGGCGGUUUCGAUAGCUUCUUGUGGCAUCGGAUUCGGAACUUUGAUAUAUUCUCCGCUGACGGAUUUAUUGAUACAGAUGUUCGAUUGGCGGAACACUCUAGUGUUACUAGCUGGCACGGUGUUAAAUAUGUGCGUAUGUGGUGCCUUGAUGAGAGAUCCUGAAUGGUUGAUUAUAAAGGAAUACAGGGAGGCAAAGGAGGCGAAAGCAAGAUCAAGAAGAUCGUCGAGCGCGGGUUCGAUUUCAUCGAAAUCACUCGGCGGGGAGUCCGCGUACUUGAGUGCUGAUGAACUUAAUGAGUUAUUAAAAUGUGGGAAAAAUCCGGAAUAUAUCUUAGCACUUCUCACAACAUCCUUGGCGGAAGCGGAGCAGCUGGAGGCCACCACUCAAAUGAACGCCGAGCAGUCGUAUAAAAAAGUACAUUCGGAUAUUCAGCUACCGACAUUUAUCCAAAAACGGGAGAAGGUUCCAGCCGAGGUUUUAGAAAAAUUUAUGAGUAACAAACGCCUCUAUAACAUGAUCCUUCAAAACUAUCCCGAUUUAUUGACGCGGAGACGAUCUGAAGAAAAUAUACACGUAGAACCUCACACGGCGCAAAAAUUAACCGAACCCGCAACCAUGAAGGUCGCUGUGAUGGCAAAAAAACCAGCAGAUCCUAGUCAAGAACAGACAAAGAAAACGAUCCCGAAAAGUGAAACGGUUCACCAGCUCGCAAAGACAGGUCGCAAAGACCCGAAGGACGGGAAACCAGCUACCAAAGAUCACACCAUAGACAAACCCAUACGGAAGGAUGCGUCAAAGCCUAUCAUGCCAGAGAUUGGUUGGCUGUCGAGGCACAUCAACACAGACCACCACUACCUCAGAGACGUACCGCUCUACAAGAACACAAUCAUGCAUCGAGGCGCGAUGAUGAAUAUUCCGCGAUACAAGCUCCGAGCUUCCUCCUUACCAGAUAUAUACAGGAACUCCACCUGGUCGAUCUGGUCAGAGUCGGAAGACGAAAGGCGCUGGUACGACCGCGUGCUGAGCGGCUUCAAGUCGACUUUCAACUUCAAGAUGUUCUCGGAGUUCCACUUCUUCAUGUUUAACGUGGCGACGCUGGUUCUGUUCGUAUUCUCCAUCAUCCCCUACUUCUUCCUCAAGUCUUACAUGACAGCCGUGAACGUGGACGGCGGGGCCACUAUGAUCAGUAUCAUAGGCAUCUCCAGUGCUAUUGGAAUCGUGAUCCUGGGCUGGGCUGGCGACCAGCCGUGGCUGAACGUGACGAAGACGUUCGCCGUGUGUCUGUUCGUGUGCGGAGCGACUAUCGCCGCGUAUCCCAUAUUCAUCACAAACUACUGGGUGUCGGCCGUCCUCUCUACUGUGUUUGGGUUGUCGUACGCCAGCACGUACUCGUACACGCCCGCUAUUCUCAUAGAGCUGGUGCCUAUAGAUUACUUCACUCUCGGCUACGGACUGAUUCUCCUCAGUCAAGGCGUUGGACAUCUCUUGGGACCGCCUCUUGGAGGAAUGCUGUAUGAUUUGACUGGAUCGUGGGAGCUCACGUUUUACAUGGGCGGGUUGUGGGUGAUGCUGGCCGGUGGCUGUGUGAUCACCAUACCGUACACCAGGAACAGGCGACUGUUUGGAACCUCGCCGCUCUUAAAGGAAGAAGACGCACAAACAAACCCAAUUAAAGUCUAAGAAUAAAAAAAUAAAUUAUUAAAACAUUUA